UCAGUGGACGGCAACUGGAACGAGUGGUCCAGUUGGAGCUCCUGUUCCACCAGUUGCUCCAACGGGACCCAGCAGCGGACGAGAGAGUGCAAUGGACCAUCCUAUGGGGGAGCCGAGUGCCAAGGACACUGGGUGGAGACACGAGACUGCUUCCUUCGACAAUGCCCAGUGGAUGGAAAGUGGCAGGUAUGGGGUCCGUGGGGAAGCUGUACUGCCACGUGUGGAGGUGGGACACAGAAGCGGGAUCGGUCAUGCUACGGUCCUUUCUUUGGAGGAAGCGUGUGCCAAGGCACCAGAGAGGAGUUCAAGCAGUGCAACGAGAAAAGAUGUCCAGAGCCCCAUGAAAUCUGUGAUGAAGAUAGCUUUGCUUCUGUGAUCUGGAAGGAGACCCCUGCUGGAGAUGCUGCAGCCGUCCGAUGUCCCCGUAAUGCCACAGGACUGAUCUUGCGGAGGUGUUUGCUAGAUGAAGAAGGCAUUGCCUAUUGGACAAUUCCAACAUACGUCAAAUGUGUUUCCAUUGACUACAGGAACAUACAGAUGAUGACAAGGGAGCAUCUGUCAAAAGCCCAGAGGGGUCUGAUAGGAGACGGGAUAUCAGAGGUCUUGCAAAACCUGGUUGAGAUCUCUCAGGAUGGAACCAGCUACAGUGGGGAUCUUCUUUCAACCUUUGAUGUACUCAGGAACAUGACCGAGAUCUUCCGCAGGGCCUAUUAUAGUCCAAACCCCAGUGAUGUUCAGAACUUUGUGCAGGUAAUUAGCAACAUACUGUCUGAAGACAACCGGGACAAGUGGGAAGAGGCUCAACUGAUGGGACCAAAUGCCAAGGAACUGUUUAGACUGGUCGAAGACUUCAUUGACGUCAUUGGCUUCCGUAUGAAAGAUUUCCAGGAUUCCUAUCAAGUGACUGAAAAUCUGGUCCUCAGCAUUCAGAAGCUCCCUGCCAAUGCAGCCAAAGACAUUAGCUUCCCUAUGAAAGGCUGGCGAGGGAUGGUGGAUUGGGCCCGAACUGCCGAAGACAAGGUCACGGUGUCUAAAAGCAUCCUCUCCUCAGGGGUUUCAGAGACAGAUGACUCUGCCGUCUUUGUGGUGGGGACAGUUCUGUACCGAAAUCUGGGUGGGAUCCUUGCCCUCCAAAGGAACACCACAGUGCUCAAUUCUAGAGUCCUUUCCGUGACGGUGAAACCAGCUCCUCGAUCCCUCCUUACACCAAUGGAAAUUGAAUUUUCCCACCUGUACAAUGGAACGACCAACCAGACCUGUAUCCUCUGGGAUGACGCUGAUGUACCCUCCUCCUCCACCACCAUCACCUCCUCCUCCUCCUCCUCCUCCUUCUCCUCGUCUCAGCUUGGUGCCUGGUCCUGGCGUGGCUGCCGAACAGUCCCGGUUGAUCCUUUCCGAACUAAAUGCCUCUGUGACAGAAUCUCUACCUUCGCCAUCUUAGCCCAGCUCAGUGCUGAAAUGAAUUCAGAAAAAGUGCUCGUUCCUUCGGUCACCUUAAUUGUUGGCUGUGGGGUGUCUUCCUUGACGCUUUUGCUCUUGAUCAUCAUAUACAUCUCAGUCUGGAGGUACAUCCGUUCGGAGCGCUCAGUCAUCCUUAUCAACUUCUGCCUUUCUAUCAUAUCAUCCAAUGCUCUCAUUCUUAUUGGGCAAACCCAGACUCGGAAUAAGGUGAUAUGCACCUUGGUGGCAGCCUUCCUGCACUUUUUCUUCCUCUCCUCCUUCUGUUGGGUGCUGACGGAAGCCUGGCAAUCCUAUAUGGCUGUCACUGGCCGGUUACGCAACCGCAUCAUCCGAAAACGCUUCCUGUGUCUUGGAUGGGGCUUGCCUGCCUUGGUGGUGGCCAUCUCUGUGGGAUUCACUAAAGCCAAGGGGUACAGCACCAUGAACUACUGUUGGCUCUCUUUGGAAGGAGGCCUGCUGUAUGCCUUUGUGGGACCCGCAGCGGCUGUCGUUUUGGUGAACAUGGUUAUUGGUAUUCUGGUGUUUAACAAACUUGUAUCCAAAGAUGGAAUAACAGAUAAGAAACUGAAGGAACGGGCAGGUCAGAUGGCAGUGCCCCUUUACGGCAUCACGCUCAAAUGUUCCAAGUGUGGAGUGGUGUCUUCCGGUGAAGUUUCGGCCACAGCCACCAGUAACGCCAUGGCAUCCCUGUGGAGCUCCUGUGUGGUCCUUCCUCUCCUUGCUCUGACCUGGAUGUCAGCCGUGCUGGCUAUCACUGACCGCCGGUCUGCGCUCUUCCAGAUCCUCUUUGCAGUCUUUGACUCCUUGGAGGGUUUUGUCAUUGUCAUGGUCCACUGCAUCCUGAGAAGAGAGGUGCAGGAUGCUGUGAAAUGUCGAGUGGUGGACCGUCAAGAAGAAGGGAAUGGCGAUUCUGGAGGAUCAUUUCAGAACGGACAUGCUCAACUCAUGACUGAUUUCGAGAAAGACGUAGACAUGGCUUGUAGAUCAGUGCUCAAUAAAGACAUCGGCACCUGCCGCACCAUGACCAUUACGGGGACUCUGAAGCGUCCUUCUCUGCAGGACGAGGAGAAGCUGAAGCUGAACCAGCAGAAGGGUUCGUCAAACUUUAACAGUCUUCCAGCCAACGUCUCCAAGAUGCACCUCCAAGGGUCCCCACAUUACCUAGGGGCCAUCAACCUCAACGACUUCAGCAAUCACACCCUGACUUUGAAGAAGGACAAGAGCCAGCCUCCCAAGUCCAUCUACAUCUGUGAUGGAGAUAUCUUCAAAAAGCUGGACUCGGAGCUUUCCCGGGCACAGGAUCAAGCCAUAGACACCAGCUAUGUCAUCCUGCCCAGCAACACCUCCACCUUGCGGCCUAAGCCACCUCCGCCACCCCCACCGCCCAAGGACGAUACAAAAUACAGCAUCAACAUAGACCAGAUGCCUCAAACGAGGCUCAUCCACCUCAGCAUGGCCACAGACCCAGGCUUUGUUGUCAAGAGCCCCCCAAGGGAACCUGUGGGGAUGAGCUGUGGGGAGAUUCAGGCUUCCCCGCUGAUGCAGCAGCAACAACAACAUCAGUUGUCACCGCCUCUGGUUAACAAAUCUGGUGACUCAAAAAUGCCAAACAGCUUGUGUGACACAGGCGAGUCUGGCCAUCCUGGAGUGAUACCCAAGGGUGAGAACAUCUCUACCCUUUCCAUGAGUUCUCUUGAGAGGCGGAAAUCCCGGUACGCAGAACUAGAUUUUGAGAAAAUCAUGCACACGAGAAAACGUCACCAAGACAUGUUUCAGGACUUGAACCGGAAAUUGCAGCAUGCAGAGAAAGAUAAGGAAUCUCCCACAAUAGAUAGCAAGGCUAUAAAACGGUGGAGUGUUUCCUCGGGUGGAAGUGAUAAAACUAACGCUAGCCAAGAAAAGCAGCAGACGCCAAACAAGAGACCCUGGGAAGGAAUCCGGAAGGUCCACUCGCCCCCGGCGUGGGUUAAAAAGGACAUGGAGCCUAUUUCCCCCUCUCCUUUGGAACUCAAAACUGUCGAAUGGGAAAAGGCAGGGGCCACCAUCCCUCUGGUGGGACAGGACAUCAUUGACCUCCAGACAGAAGUCUGAGAAGGCUAAAAGAAGAAAGACUCUGAGGGCGCCUGUCCGCUCCCCCUGCCAGGAAACAACACACAAACCGACAACAACAACGUACAAGCCGAUAAGAUGUUUUUUAUAUAUUAAAAAAAAAGAACCAAUUAAACGGAAUCAAAGUGGAACGUGGAAAGUCUGUUGGUUUCUUUGCGAAACCCUUGGGUUGAAGAGGAAGGAUAUCCGGAGUAACCUUUGUAUUGUUCUCUGCAGACGGAAUUGGGGGGAAUCUAUUACUUUGUAGAACAUAGUAGCAGUAGGUGCAGAACGUAAUACGGUCUUUCCCAGGUAAGGAAGGAAGGUAGGAGAAAGGAAGCAGGCCGAGGGGAAGGGAAGGAAAUAUGGGGAUGGGGAGGAUCCAAGUUUUUCGAACAUGACCUCAGCCUCCAGUUCUCAGUAGUGAAGAGGUGGCUAAAUGAUACUUUGAUAGAUGUCAGGAUGUGAAGGAACCUACAACCAGAAGGAAGAUUUCAGUGGGAAACCACCCAAGGAGCUAAUGACCACUGUUCCUCUGGAGAAGGCCAACAGUCAGUUGGUUCUUGGGAUGUUGAUGGGAGGACAAGAAAGAUGCCCAUCUGCCUUCCAUCCCCUUGAAGUUAUCAGAAAGGGUUCUACCAAGAAAAAUGUUCCUGGUGACUGGAUUUCUCUAGCUGUUCUCCAGGAGCAACGUCAUUGAGGUGGGAGAGCAAGUCCUGAGGAGUAACUCCAAAAAUGUCUUCUUCUUCCAUACUGGAUUUUCAGAACUCUUUGAGGAACAGCAAUUGUGAUGUGUGAACAAUUGGUGGGAGCUUUUCUUAAGACUAUUGAGUUCCAUUCAACCUUUCUCCAGAGAGAGACACACACAAUAAAAAAAGGACAACGAACAUUACUGGGUAAGGGAGGGUUUUCUAAAAAUAAAAACAAAAGCAAACCAUGAACAAAAAAGAAUGUAGGUCAUUAUACUGACUGUUAGUAGAUCCUAGACAAAGCUAACGGCAGGCCUUUGUACAAAAAGGGUCACGUGGCCUCAUCCCUCCUCCUUUUACUUUCAAAAGACUCAACAGCGGCCCCUCCUCGUCCGCCUUCUCAAAGUGGGCGGAACCUGGUCAACGGACCAGAAAAAUUGAGGACAUGGAGAACAUUGCCUUAGGACUUGAGACAAACUGGAAAAAAACAAACAUUGAGUAACAUCUACUUGGGGAAAAAAAAUCUAUUUUUUUCUUCUUUUUCUUUUCUUCUUUUUCUUUUCUUCAAUAAAAAGACAACUUGAAACCCAA
Molecule: messenger RNA, 4829 nt
Organism: Anolis sagrei ordinatus
Lineage: Eukaryota; Metazoa; Chordata; Lepidosauria; Squamata; Anolidae
Source: RefSeq, a predicted model, not a curated record